Arvicanthis niloticus (Nile rat) is the source of this 1482-nucleotide messenger RNA. RefSeq names its product tetratricopeptide repeat domain 24 (gene Ttc24). The record is from RefSeq and is a predicted model, not a curated record. Gene Ontology annotation, molecular function: protein binding. Lineage: Eukaryota; Metazoa; Chordata; Mammalia; Rodentia; Muridae.
AUGCUGCCUAGUAGGACACAGGAAGCAAGGAAGAAAAAGGAGAAAAAGAAGAGGCUGCAAGAGGAAGCCAAGAUCCAGAGCCUUACUAGGGCUGCCCACAGGGCCUUGCAUGCUGCUCAGAUUCAGGAGGCCUUGGGCAGCUUCCAGAAGGCCUUCCUGCUGGCCUCCAAGGCCCCAUCAACCAGAGAUAGCCCAGUUCUCCAAGCCUGUGCCUUCAACCUAAGGGCUGCCUAUGUGGAGACUGGAGAUCCAACUACAGGUCUUGAGCUGCUUCUGAGAGCCCACCCUGAAGAGAAGUCUGAAGGCUGGUGUCAUGGUGACCAGUGUUUCAAUGUGGCUUUAGCCUAUCAUGCCCUUGGUGACCUGACUCAAGCUUUGGACUGGUACCACAGGGCUCUGGUCCAUUACCAGCCGCGGGACUACCAUGGGGAAGCACAGGCAAAAAUAGGAGCCUGCUAGGCCCUGGGAUGGCCUACGCAAGCAGCCUGCAGUUUACAGGCAGCAAGCCGGGCCUAUGCCCAUGCAGGCUGGCUCUGGGAUGCAGCCCUGGCCCAGGCGGCUGCUGUGAGGUGUAUGCUGAAUAGUCAGCAGCAUGGACUCAGUGAUGUGCUGCAGGCUCUGGAGGAGAGCCGUAAGCUUGCUGAUGCUGACCCAGGCACUGACCCAGGACUGCUGGGGCCAUUCUACAAUGAUCUAGGCAUGGGUUACUUCCAACUCCAACUGUUCCCUCUGGCAGUAGAGGCCUUCCUGCAGGCUCUACCCCUGUGUCGACAGACAGCAGAGCAGGCUACAGUGCUUCAAAACCUCGGAAUGACCCACAAUGUCCUUGGCAACUAUUGGGAAGCCCAGGAGUUUCACCAGAAGGCUGCCAAUCUGCACGAUGGCUCAGUGCGCCAGCGGUGGGAGCAAGGUCGCAGCUUUAGUGGCCUGGCCUUUUCACUAAGCCAGCUGGGGGACCACAGGGCUGCCUGGGACAGCUAUUUGCAUGCCCUGCAGGCUGCCCAAGACGCUGGCGACCACGAACCAGGUUCUGUACGAGAACGUCUUGUGGCCAAACUGACAGAUGCCAUGCGGUCCUUCGCGGCUCAUGAGAAGCUAGCCCAGGUGCAUUUCCUGCCUUCCACUUCCGGAAAGCUCCAGACUUCAUGGAAGCCCUCCCUAGAGUCAAAGACCUCAGCCAGGGUACAAAGUAGUGCAGAAGAAACCCAGAACAGUAAGUGGGAAGCUAGAGAAUCAGAAGUUGGCUGUGAGAAGAAGAUGGAGGGAUUGAUGAACUUGGCCACUGUGUUAGGACCUCGGAGACAGAACCGAAUUGCAGCCCAUCUUCCAUCUGGAGGCCUACGUCCCAAUGGAGUGGAAUAUCCCAUCAUCAAAGCACCCAACAAGUUCCAAGUCAAUAGGUCAUCCACAUGGACCAAGGAAGCCCUCAGCAGGAACUGCCAAAGGACACGCAUCCAGUCUGGCCUCUGCACCAUCAUGUAA